AUGCCCACCGUGGAUGACAUUCUGGAGCAGGUUGGGGAGUUUGGCUGGUUCCAGAAGCAAGCCUUUCUGGUCCUGUGCCUGAUCUCAACUGUCUUAGCCCCCAUCUACCUGGGCAUCGUCUUUCUGGGUUUCACCCCCGACCACCGUUGCCAGAGCCCUGGGGUGGCCGAGCUGAGCCAGCGAUGCGGUUGGAGCCUAGCAGAGGAGCUGAACUAUACUGUGCCGGGCCUGGGGGCUGCGGAUGAAGCCUUUCUCCGCCAGUGCAUGCAGUACGAGGUGGACUGGAACCAGAGCACCCUCGACUGUGUGGACCCACUGGCCAGCCUGGCUGCCAACAGGAGUCACCUGCCUCUGGGGCCCUGUCAGCAUGGCUGGGUGUAUGACACGCCUGGCUCUUCCAUCGUCACUGAGUUUAACCUGGUGUGUGCGGACGCCUGGAAGGUGGACCUCUUUCAGUCCUGUGUUAACUUGGGCUUCUUCCUUGGAUCUCUGGGCAUUGGCUACAUCGCUGACAGGUUCGGCCGCAAGCUGUGUCUGCUGGCGACCUCCCUGGUCUCUGCCGUGUCCGGCGUGCUGACGGCUGUGGCCCCAGACUACACAUCCAUGUUGCUCUUCCGCUUGCUGCAGGGGCUGGUCAGCAAGGGUAGCUGGAUGGCCGGCUACACCCUGAUCACAGAGUUCGUGGGCUCGGGCUACAGAAGAACGGUAGCAAUCCUGUACCAGGUGGCCUUCACGGUGGGGCUGGUGGUACUCGUUGGGGUGGCCUAUGCCAUUCCACACUGGCGUUGGCUCCAGCUGGCUGUAUCCCUGCCCAUCUUCCUCUUCCCGCUCUACUACUGGUGUGUACCUGAGUCUCCCCGAUGGCUCUUGUCACAGAAGAGGAACAUUCAGGCAAUAAAGAUAAUGGACCACAUUGCCCAGAAGAAUGGGAAGGUGCCUCCUGCUGAUUUAAAGAUGCUCUCUAUUGAGGAGGAUGUCAUGGAAAAGCUGACCCCUUCCUUGGUAGACCUGUUCCGCACCAGGAAGCUGAGAAAGCACACCUGCAUCUUGAUGUACCUGUGGUUUGCCUGUGCUGUGCUCUACCAGGGCCUUGUCUUGCAAUUGGGGGCCACUGCCGGGAACCUCUACCUGGAUUUUUUCUACUCGGCCCUGGUUGAAUUCCCUGCAGCCUUCCUCAUCCUGCUCACCAUUGACCGUGUCGGCCGCAUCUACCCGAUGGCCGUGUCAAAUAUGGUGGCCGGGGCAGCCUGCCUCGUCAUGGUUUUUGUCUCGAGUGAGCUGCACUGGCUGAAUGUCUUACUCGGCUGCAUUGGCCGCAUGGGAACCACCGUCGUGUUUCAAAUGAUCUGCCUGGUGAAUGCUGAGCUGUACCCCACAUUCAUCAGGAACCUUGGAGUGAUGGUGUGCUCUGCCCUGUGUGACCUGGGUGGAAUCUUCACCCCCUUCCUGGUCUUCAGGCUGAUGGAGGUCUGGGAGGCCCUGCCUCUGGUUCUGUUUGGUGUGUUGGGCCUGACUGCUGGGGGAAUGACAUUGCUGCUUCCUGAGACCAAGGGGAUGGCUUUGCCUGAGACCAUUGAAGAUGCUGAGAACCUCUGGAGAAAAGCAAAGACCAACAAGAACGAGACUUACCAUCAGGUGCAAACAUCCCAACACACAGCCAGCUGA
Messenger RNA from Castor canadensis (American beaver), 1665 nucleotides. RefSeq names its product solute carrier family 22 member 1. The record is from RefSeq and is a predicted model, not a curated record. NCBI's taxonomy places the organism in Eukaryota, Metazoa, Chordata, Mammalia, Rodentia, Castoridae. Gene Ontology annotation, cellular component: membrane. Gene Ontology annotation, biological process: transmembrane transport. Gene Ontology annotation, molecular function: transmembrane transporter activity.